Molecule: messenger RNA, 231 nt
Organism: Penicillium chermesinum
Lineage: Eukaryota; Fungi; Ascomycota; Eurotiomycetes; Eurotiales; Aspergillaceae
Exons: 2
Coding region: 1-231 (76 amino acids)
Source: RefSeq, a predicted model, not a curated record
AUGCCAGGUUUUAUCACCGCUGGAUUUAAUAUUUUCUACAAGUACCAUGUCUGCAAACAUAAUCCUUCGAUCGGUGCUGGCAUGUGCUGUACCCGUGGCAGCGCGACCCAAGUUCGGAAACUUAGGCCUAAGACCCGCGGCGAGUCUCCUGGGCGGGAUAUGCUGUCUUGCGCUCCCUCGGCCUUUACUUCUCAUGAGAUACCAGAUCACUCAAACAAACGCCAGGAAUAA